Messenger RNA from Phanerochaete carnosa HHB-10118-sp, 1314 nucleotides. RefSeq lists its product as uncharacterized. The transcript has a single exon. The coding region runs from base 1 to 1314 and encodes 437 amino acids. NCBI's taxonomy places the organism in Eukaryota, Fungi, Basidiomycota, Agaricomycetes, Polyporales, Phanerochaetaceae. The record is from RefSeq and is a predicted model, not a curated record.
AUGGAGGCAAACCAGGAUCAGAGCAACUAUGAACUGCCCCCCGAACUUACACUCAUGAUAAUGCGCGUCAUGGACAAACCUACCCUUGAGAAGAGCACGCUCGUGUGCCGCAACUGGCUCGCGCUUUCGCAGCCAUUCCUCUUCGAGUCGAUCGCGUACGGCUCGCACCCAGCGGACAUCAAUGAGCAGCAGCAGCAGCAGUCGCCUCCGCUAGAGGACCUCCUGGGCUUCUUCAGCGCAUCGCCACACGUCUGCACGUAUGUCUCAAAGCUCACGCUUAAGUUGCGCGAGAGCGAUGCUUUCAGCAGUGAUCCUAGAGCACGCUCCACGCUCCAAACCUUGGCCAUGACCCUGCAAUGUCUGCCUCGCUUGCGCGUGCUGGAGGUUGACAAGUUUCCCCUGGAAUGCCGUCUGACGGGGGCCGAAAUGCAGUUGGGCGGUGACGUGCCCGCUGUUGCGUGCCUCCCCAUGCUCAAGAUCGGCGGGUGGUAUAGAGCGCCGACGGAGGACUGCCCGUCGGGUGUCGCGCGCUUUUUGACUCUGUUCGAAGAGAUAGAACACCUCGUGCUCGGCACGUCGGUCGAGUUCCACAGCGACAAUGUCUCGUCUCUUCUUCCCCCACCGUCCUUCCCGCGCGUGCGUUCCCUCACCCUCGAGAGCACAAACACGCUGCAAAGUCUGGCGUCUUCAAUGCCUGUGACCGGCCUCGAAAGCCUCCAGCUGCCUGUCCUGACCCGCGAGCGCAUCGGGGUGUGCCGCAAAGUCCUCGACGACGUCCGCGCGACCCUACGCCACCUCGAGCUGCAAGUGCACAUCGCCUCGAUCGGUUGGCCGCCCGCUGAGACAGACUAUUCCUACCUCCGCGAGCUCGACCUCGGAGCCUUCCCGCUCCUAGACACCUUCACAGUCGUCCUGCCGGUGUUCGGCGUGUCGGAGGCCCGCCCCGUCGCCGCACAUACCGCGCGUGACGGACUGUACGGCGGCGUACGUUUCUACGAGCCCGCAUAUUCCUUUGUCACAAGCCUAUUCUCCGUGCUCCCGCCGCACAUUCGCACAUUCCGCCUCAAGCUGCACUACUUCUCGCUGGACCCGUACUACAGCCCCUUCCUACGCGAGUGGUGGGACUGGAGGGCGUACCCGAUGCAAGAAGGAUGGGAGAAGAUGUACAACGUACUCGUCGGGCGAGUCAGGCAAGGUCUGCGCCACAUAGAGUUCGGGGAUGCGCUUGGGCAAGGCAUCCCCGAGGCCGAACGGCAGGCCAUCGCGAAGGCGAUGCCUUUGCUAUGGGAGGAAGGCGCCGCUUGUUUCGUGUAA